AUGAGAACCACUCCUACUCUCCUCGCCAUUAUGGCUGCUGCCGCCGUGUCAGGCGCACCCGACACCACCGAGACCAUCCUGACGGGUGUGACCCGCGAGACAAACGUCCCCACCUCUACCGAGAGCAUCUUGACGGGCGUAACUCGUGAGACGAGUGUGUCUACGGAGAGCAUCCUGACCGGCGUGACUCGCGACUCGACGUCCCAGAGUAUCUUGACCGGCGUCACUCACCAAACAUCAAUCCCCUCAUCGAGCCAGAGCAUCUUGACCGGUGUCACUCGCGAGACAAGUGCGACUACGGAGAGCAUCCUCACUGGCGUCACUCACGGAUCGGGUCUCCCUACUACGACUGAGAGCAUCCUGACCGGAGUCACCGAGGAGACCUCUGCUCCGACCUCCACGGGGACUGGGAGUAUCCUAACCGGAGUCACCCAGGAAACAACUGUCCCCUCCGUCACUGACAGCAUAUUGACCGGUGCCACCGAGGGGACGGGCACUGCUGCUCCCACCGGCACUUCUACAGUUGUCCCUGUCGCCGGUGCAACGCUGACUACGGGAAACUCGCUGAUGGCCAUGGGUGUCGCCGUUGUCGUCGCUGCUUUCGGGCUAUAA
Messenger RNA from Purpureocillium takamizusanense, 612 nucleotides. RefSeq lists its product as uncharacterized. Lineage: Eukaryota; Fungi; Ascomycota; Sordariomycetes; Hypocreales; Ophiocordycipitaceae. The transcript has a single exon. The record is from RefSeq and is a predicted model, not a curated record. The coding region runs from base 1 to 612 and encodes 203 amino acids.